This is a messenger RNA of Metarhizium acridum CQMa 102, 462 nucleotides long. RefSeq lists its product as uncharacterized. Gene Ontology annotation, biological process: fatty acid beta-oxidation. Gene Ontology annotation, cellular component: mitochondrion. Gene Ontology annotation, molecular function: enoyl-CoA hydratase activity. Lineage: Eukaryota; Fungi; Ascomycota; Sordariomycetes; Hypocreales; Clavicipitaceae. The record is from RefSeq and is a predicted model, not a curated record.
AUGUCUACGCAUGGUCUUGUCCAAGCCACGUCACCUGCCCAAGGUGUCAGGCUCAUCACCUUCACCAGACCCGAGAAGCGGAACGCCCUAUCCCGACAGCUUCUCGACGAGUUCCUUGUUGAGCUGGAGGCGGCCUCAACAGAUCCGGCAGUUCAAGCCAUCGUCAUAACCGGUACCGGGACCUUCUUUUCAGCCGGCGCCGAUCUCAAAGACAUUGCCGACCUGGACUCGGCUGGUGCCCGGUCAUGUCGAUACCUGGAGAACUUGUGCGUCGGCAUGACCGCUGUUCGCAAACCAUUGAUCGCAGCCGUCAACGGACCAGCGCUUGGCGGCGGAUUCGAAGUGGCCUUGAUGGUGAGAGAAGAAGAAAAAAGCUACCUUUACCCCGUUCCCGAUGCUGCAGCGAACCCGACCGUUUUGGGUCGUCUCCGCCGCGUUGGCAUUCAACCACCAUGUGGCUAA